AUGGUUUCUUACAAAGAAAUACAAGCCUCCAACGCGCUCAUCAACGAUGCAACGGCCCCACGCGUCGCCGUCUUCGUUGGCGGUACAUCAGGCAUCGGAAAAUUGACGAUUAGGGCCUUAGUCGCUACCGGUGCGACUGUGAGAAUCUACCUAGUCGGGCGCAAGAGUGCUGAAGAGCGCACGCAUGCUUUCAUCCAGGAGUUGCACGCCAUCAACCCCAAGGCGGAAGUCAUUUGGACCGAAGGCGAGGUCGCCCUCCUCGCGGAAACAAAAAGAGUAUGCGAGGUCAUCAAGAGCAAGGAGUCACGCGUCGACUUACUGUUCCUUACCGCGGGCUACGCACCAUUUGGCACACGCAGGGAGACUACCGAGGGCUUGGAAGUCGCUCAGAGCCUUUCCUACUACUCGCGAAUGCUGUUCAUUCUGCAUCUUCUCCCCCUCCUAGGCGCAGCGGAAGCUCCCAGGGUCGUCAGCGUUUUGGGCGGUGGGAUGGAGCGGGCGAGUAGUAUCAACUUGGGCGAUUUGGACUUGAAAAAGCCUGGGAAUUUUGGCGGCAUAACGGCUCAGACGCAAAAUAUAGCUUUGAACACGACGACUUUGGAGAAGCUGGCCAACGACAAUCCCAAUGUGACGUUUAUCCACUCCUGGCCCGGGUGGGUCAACACAGGAAAUGUAAGAAGGGGUUCACCGGGCUUGAUCAUGGCCUGGUUCAUCCGGCUUAUUCUUGACCCUCUUGUUCGCCUAUUGUCACUUAGCGAUGAGGAGUCUGGACAGAGGCAUUUGUUCCAGUGUACCAGCGCUGCUUUUGGCGGUCGUGGCGUACAAUGGAAGGGCAAACCAGGGAUAAAUUCGCUGGAGAAGCCGGCGGAUGGACUAUUUCUCAUUAAUUUUAGGUGCAACUGUACUCCGAAUGCAAAGGUCAUGCCUUUGCUUCGAGAGAAGGCGCUAGGGAAGGUUUGGGACCACACGCAGGAAGUUCUUCGUCCAUAUUUGUAG
Messenger RNA from Venustampulla echinocandica, 996 nucleotides. RefSeq lists its product as uncharacterized. The transcript has a single exon. Gene Ontology annotation, biological process: secondary metabolic process. The coding region runs from base 1 to 996 and encodes 331 amino acids. Lineage: Eukaryota; Fungi; Ascomycota; Leotiomycetes; Helotiales; Pleuroascaceae. The record is from RefSeq and is a predicted model, not a curated record.